AUGGUAGCUUGGGCAGCUUUAGGCGCAAUGGGAACAAAAGCAUUAGCAUUUGGAGCAAAAGCACUUGGAGCUUAUGACGCAGUAAAUAAAAUGAGUGGAGGAAGGGUUUCAAAGACAUUAGAUGCAAAUAAAGGAAAGAUUGGAGGCUGGGUUGCAAAGAAGUUAAGAUUAAAUAAAAUAGGGCUCAUAAAUAAAGCAUCCAAUUUGGUUGCGACUGAGUCAGAAAAUGCUUUAGGAAAGGACGAUGAGUUUGCAAAACACGCAAAAGACUUUAAUGACCAGA
Trichomonas vaginalis G3 is the source of this 283-nucleotide messenger RNA. Its product is annotated as protein of unknown function, DUF4107 family. The annotation marks the transcript as partial. The transcript has a single exon. The record is from RefSeq and is a predicted model, not a curated record. NCBI's taxonomy places the organism in Eukaryota, Parabasalia, Trichomonadida, Trichomonadidae.